UUCAUGAAACUUCAAAGAAUAGUUCCAAUAAAUCCAAAGAUGCAAUCAUGCAAGUUCGACUUUUUCUCCUGUAUUUUCUCUUCAUUGUAUAAUAGAAGGCGGUAUUAUCUUAUUUAGGCAUUUUCCUAGGCUAUUUGGUAUCUGCAAAUUAUACUGGAUGUAAAAUGUCCAGGUAGAGUAAGAUAUUCCGUGGCUAUGCUUUGGUAGUUUAUUAGAGGCACAGAGUCCAUCGCGAUAGACAGUGAUUAAUACAGACACACUUUAUCUCCAAAUAGUGAACUAGUCUAAAGCCAUAUACUGUCAGAAUAUAUGUGAUCCCAAUAUGAAGACUUUGGGAAAAGUGUGGAUUUUCAUCACCCUGUAUGUGUCUGCUAUUGGUGAAAGUGAUGUAGACUUUAUUGAUACGGAUGGUGUUAAUGAUCCAGAAGCAGCCUUGAAGUGUGAUGCCUGCAGGGCAGUGACGUAUAAGUUUGCAGAGAGUUUUUCUACUGCACAAGGUGUCAUGAGCAGGACUAUAGCUCUUAAGGAUGAAGAAAUUGUUGAGGCAGCAGAAGGAACAUGUGAUGACCUUUGGCAAGGGUAUGGGAGCAUUAAAGUGAAUGAUGAAGAGCGAUUGGCAGGUCCUGGUAUGAAUUUUGAUUUUCAUCAGGAUGAAGCUCGGGAUGAUGAAGGCCUUUGGUCAAGAAGACUCCAGGAUUUGUGUGAUGAGUUGUUAGCUGAAGUUUCAGAUGAAAAAGUGCUGUAUAAUCUCUGGGCAAGUGAUAAUUCUCUUGAAGAUUAUUUGUGCAGAGGUGAAGGAUUGUUUGGAGCAUGUUCAUUAGAUUUCUGGGGAUCCUGGCCAGGUGAAGACUACGAAGACUACGAUGAUGGUGAUGACUUUGAGUACACACAUGAUGAGUUUUGAUCUUCUUGAUUUUUUGUGUGAAUUAGCAAUAAGAAGAUUGAGCUGCAUUUAGGCAUUUCAUGUGUGGAAUGUCAGGCAUUUCAUAUGUAGAAUUUUUAUAGUAGCAAAUCAUACACUAUUUUCUGAGUGAGGUUUAUGUGAUAGGUAUCAUCAUAGUGAUUUUCUGGUCAAGAUGUAGAGUGUAUUUGCCCAUUCAUUCAUUUUGAGAUUGAAACCAAAUUUGGACCAAAAAUAAAUCUUUCUUUCUUUUUGAUGUUGCUCUUUACAAGAAACAAUAAAGGUAGGUUAUAAAGUCUUUUCUUUUAUAAUUUUCAUAAAUAUGUUAUGGACAGAAGACUUAAAAGCUUUACCAGCUUGCAUAAUAUCUUGUUUAUUUCCAUAUAAUUUGUAAUGAAGUAACACAGACAGAUUAGGAGCCUAUUUGGGUCUCAAUAGCUAUACAGAGAUGCUACUUGAAUAUUUUUGCAACAUAUUUGAGGUUGCUCAACUCAAUAUUUUUUUAUAUUUUAGGCAAAAAGUAGGAUAUAUUUCAGUGAACAUUAUCAGCAACAGAGUGCAAGUAUAGUUCUUGAUUUAUAUGAAUAUUUUUUAAUAAUACCUUUCAGUUCAUGAAUAAGUCAAUAUGGAUCAUGUUGAGGACUUUGUCCCUUAAAAACAUUGAUUACUCUGUGUUCACUGAUAGUAAGACUGUGCCUCUAGGAUAGAAAAAUUAUAAUAUAUGAGUUAUAUUUAGAAAUAUAAAGAAUUCUAGGUGUGGUCAUUUUUGGUAUUGUCUUUUAUUUAUACAAUUUUUAUAGUAGCUGUGCUUCCUGCUAUAGAUUGAACCUCCACUUCAGGUUUGUCAGUUUCAUUACCAGUCAUAGUUAUUAAUAUGUUUAACAUGUCACAGAGUGUAUUGCAUUCCAGGAUAACACAAACAUAGUAUUGGGACCAAAAACAAUAAUAAAUGUUAACAAAAAUGAAAACAGUUAUGCAUUUUUUAAAAUUUCAGCUAGAAUGGCACAAAUGCUGAUUGGUAGUUAAAAAAGGAACAGUCCUUUACCAGUUAAAGUGUCCAAGAUGAAAACUAGUAUACAGUCAGCGCCAAAAUCCCACCUCCCAUUUCUCCACAAAAGGCAAAGUAAAGAGCAAUGGUCAUGUUCAUAAACUGUAUGGGGCAACGCAAAAGACAAACAGAAUGCACCGCCUAUGAAUGCUCAGGACACAUUAUCUGGUUCAAACAAGUGACAGCUGAUUAAGCUCUGCUCACUUUACCUCCCUGGCUCAUGCCAACAAUUUGGUCAAAUUUUAACCAGAGUUAUAAGGGGUACUUGAUAAAUUGUCUUAAUUCUUGGUACGGGAUUUUUGGUGCUGACUGUAGAAUAUAGAUAGAAUUGUAAAGUAGUUUUUAAUUUUGCUGAAUAUAUAAGUCGUGCCUGUAUUAAACCUUUUUAUGUAUUUCCUGUUCACAAAACAUUAUUUUCUUCUAUGUAGUGAAUUGUAAAUCUAAAUCACUAACCAAACUACCAGUAGAUGAGAUUUGUAAGGAAUAGUUACCAAAGCUUUUAUGAGUCAAAUGUUGUAGGAUAUGAUUGAAGACACCAUCUUCAAGUGCUUUGUUAAUGGCACUCCUAGAGAUGAUGAAAACUUUCAGUAUAUAAAUCUCUUUUAUAUGAUAAUUGUUUACUGAACUAGCCAGUCUAACCAUGCAAGGAGGUUUGUAUGGAAUACCAAAGUGAUUUUUCAAGAGUUUGGAUGAUAUAUAAUAGAUGGGAGUGUCAUUGUUUUUUUUAUUGGCUGCCAUGCAUACUUACUACCAGGUUUAAAGUGACAUUAACCUUGGUUAAUAUUCAAUCAAAUAAUUCUCAGUCACUUAGUUUUAUUAUAGUAAGUUAAACUUGCUUAUGGGAAAGUUUUUGCAAUCCACAUUUAUCAAUAUGUAUAUUGUGGAAUAGAAAUUUCUUGUGGAAUAGAAAAAGGCAUAUUCCCCAAAACAGGAUAUUUUAACAAUUUUUGUUAGGAUUUAAUUUUAUAAUUGUUGACAGAACAUAUUUUAUGUAAUGCAUUGCAAUGAGGAAAUUUAUAAAUGCUUAUAGUCUGAAAACCCUUUUUGUUUUGCUUGGAAAAUUUGGUUGUUCAGAUACUUGUUGCUGCAAGUAAAAGGCAGCUUUAUGAUAUCACCUUUUACCUGUAGCAGUUGUAAGUGCUUGCAAUUAACUCGUCAUAAAAAAAUGUUUGAAAGUACACACUUCAUUGCAGAAACAAACCAGCACAGAAGAGUAAGAUUUUGAAGUGAGGCAACUAUAAUAAUAGGGGAGAUACUAAUCCAUAUUGUUUGAAAUCAGAUUAGAUUCUUUAUCAAAGAGUUAAACCAAAAGGGAUCCACAGUUUCAUGUGCAUUGUUGAUUCCAAAUAUCACUGGUUAGUGUUUCUUUCUUUGUUUUGGCUGUUUCAUGAAUUUUUUGUAUAUCCUUUACUCUUUUUUAAUGCUCAUUAUCAAGUGUGUAACAUGCUUCAGUAAAUAUUAACUUAUUAAAAUAAAAAAAAUAUCUUGUUCUUUUAGAAAUUCAUCAGUUUAACCCACCUGCAACGGGUGUGACACAUAUGUGAUACCCAGAAAAGUAAACAUUACUGGCUGUCCCACCAGUGCGAUACUGGAUCGGAGCUUGCGCUCUGAUUUUGUUCUCGGACUGGCCCACGUUCCAAUUUUGAAACCACCCGGAAACCGGGAUCAUCGGCUUCCAAAUGUAUUGGCGGUAGUGGGUUAAGAUGCCCUAUGUUUUGGCAUAUAAUACACAUCUUUGUAUAUAAUGCAUCCUAAUAUCAAACCUAUUUCAGAAUAAAAUUACACUUUACCUGUUUGUAGUUUGUAAGAGGCACCAACAUACUAUAACAAUUUACAGCAUAAUAUGUACUUAAGGGAGCACCUGUCAUGCCUUGUUGUGCCGGCAAUUCUCAUGCAGUAGUUCAUCUUGGUGUAUCCACUUCUUAUAUUUGAAAUUUGCAGUGUGGUCAGUACAGAUGAACAGGCUUUUAUAUUUUUAUUUUGUUCUUUAUGGGUAUAACCUUACUAUUAUUAGUACUAUGUCAAAUAUAGAUGAAGAAGGAUCCUUCUAAAGAACACUCAUUCUGCAGUUAUUUUCUAUAAUUUAUUUUUCAAAACCUUUGAAACAGAGAAUUAGCCUCAGAUAUCACCUAUUUAAUCUCGC
Messenger RNA from Penaeus vannamei (Pacific white shrimp), 4092 nucleotides. Its product is annotated as marginal zone B- and B1-cell-specific protein. NCBI's taxonomy places the organism in Eukaryota, Metazoa, Arthropoda, Malacostraca, Decapoda, Penaeidae. Gene Ontology annotation, biological process: regulation of B cell proliferation. Gene Ontology annotation, cellular component: endoplasmic reticulum chaperone complex; extracellular region. The record is from RefSeq and is a predicted model, not a curated record.